Gryllus bimaculatus (two-spotted cricket) is the source of this 741-nucleotide messenger RNA. NCBI's taxonomy places the organism in Eukaryota, Metazoa, Arthropoda, Insecta, Orthoptera, Gryllidae. The record is from the annotation of a GenBank genome assembly.
UGCCGUUUUAUUGCUUCGUUUCGGAGAAAUCCAGUUGGUGUGGAGUGUGUGUUGGUGCCGCAGGCCGCACGGGGCGCGCAACCUGCCACGCACGCUGCCGCAGUGGCGCCCCGAGGGGCUGUCCGGCGCGCAGCGCCAGGGGCGCGGCGCGGGGGCGGGGCCCUGGCCGCCAAGGCCCUCUUCGCCCUGGCCUGGUUCCACGCCGUCGUGCAGGAGCGGCGCACCUUCAUCCCGCAGGGCUGGGCGCACUUCUACGAGUUCAGCGACGCCGACCUGCGCGCCGCCGCCGACACGCUGCGCCGCCUCCUGCAGACAGGGAGUCCAAAGUGGGAGUUCAUGCAGGGGUUGUGCGAGAGCGCCAUCUACGGGGGGCGCGUGGACAACGCGUUCGACGUGCGCGUGCUGGCCUCGUACGCACGCGACUUCUUCGACGCCGACGUGCUGGCGAGCGGCCGGCGCCCGCUGGGGCCCGGCAUCGCCCUGCCGCCCAGCUCCAACUACAGGGACUUCCUGACCAUCGUCCACCAGCUGUCUGAUAAGGACCAGCCCGCCUACUUCGGUCUGCCCGCGAAUGUGGAGCGUUCAUGGCAGCGCAUCACCAGUAAUGAGGUCAUUGUGCAGCUCCGCUCGCUGGAGCGCCCCGUGGAGGGCUCCGUGCGGUUCGACCGCGACGAGUGGCAGAAGCAGCUGUCGCCCAUCAUGAGCCUCUGGAAGAAGCUCAACCAGGUGAGGGCAGCGUGC